This is a messenger RNA of Brachypodium distachyon (stiff brome), 2073 nucleotides long. RefSeq lists its product as uncharacterized. Bases 352 to 1617 code for a protein of 421 amino acids. The record is from RefSeq and is a predicted model, not a curated record. NCBI's taxonomy places the organism in Eukaryota, Viridiplantae, Streptophyta, Magnoliopsida, Poales, Poaceae. The transcript has 4 exons.
GCUCGCUCACACUUCCAUUAGGCGUCAGCUACUUAAGUCCAAGUUAAUUAAAACUUGCACUUAACGGAUUGCUCGCUCGUGGCGAUCUGUCGUUCGUGCCCGGUCAGGCCGACCUAGAAUUAAUUCGCGACCACGCAAACGCAGAUCAAGCAUCGAAUAAACUUGGCGCGCCCCGCCCUGGCCCCGUGCAGAGCAUCGGGCCAUCGAUGUUAUACGCCUCUGUGUUCUUGAUCACGACAUCCACCAUCACGUUGCGAGCUAAAGCACCAGCGGACAGCGGUAGCCUCGCUCUCACAUCACAUCUCAAGUCGCCGUCGUCUUCUUCUUCCUGCUGCAGCUGCGGAUUGAUCGAUGCACCAGAUAGGGAGCGGCAUGUACGUGUCCGGCCGCGCGCCGGACCCGGACAAGAAGAGGGAGCGGCGGCAGCUGUCCUCCGGGUCGGUGGCCACGCCGCCGUACACCGGCGGCGACGUCUCGCGGUCCGGCGAGCUCGGCCGGAUGUUCGACGUCGCCGCCGCCGCGUGGCUAUCGCAAUCGCAGGCGCCGUCGCCGGCCUCGUCCUCGCGCCGCAGCUCCGGCCCGCUGCAGCAGCCGCCCGGGCCCUCGGCGCCGUCGCCGGCGGCUUCGGGCCCGCUGUCGCAGCUCUCGCACUCGGGCCUCCUCGUGGGCCCGUCGCCUUCCCCCGGUCCGUCACCGGCCCGCGCAGGAUCGUCGUCGUCGUGGAGGAAGAAGAAGGCCGGCAGGAUGCGUUUUAAGGACGCGGCCGCGGCCGCGGCGCCCGUCGUGGCGCGCGGGCGCGCGAGGCUGGGCGUGCCGUUCGCGUGCUACGUGCUCGUGCUCGUGGCCGCGGCCGGCGUGGUCGGCGCCGGGGUGUUCUGCCUCGUGGCCUGGCGCCGGUGGGAGGCGCUCGCGGCCGCGUGCGGCGUCGUGGCGUUCGCUGCGGCGUUGUUCUCGUGGAACGUGGCGCGGUGCGCGGCGGAGGUCGAGAGGUUCUUCCGGCGGUCCCCCGACACGGUGUUCGACGACGGACAGGGGGACUGCUUGCCCGUCGGCGAGCUCGUCAAGAUCACCGGGCAAGUCACCUGCGGCCGAGUCCCUGUGGGAGCCUGCUUCCACGACGGCGCCCGGUGCGUCUUCACGUCGGUUCAGAUGUACGGGCGCCGUGGUUGGGCCUGGGCCUGCUGCUGCCGCCGGUGGCAGCUCAAACACUCCGAGGUCAAAUUCCUAUCCAACCAAGGCGCGGUCGACGAAUUUCUACAUCUCCGACAGGAACUCCGGGAGGAGGUUCUACGUGCGCGCCGGGGAAGGCGGUGCCAAGAUGACAUGGAUGAUCAAGAAGAACACGGUCAGCUUCGACGGCGGCGACAGCAAGGGCGCGCCGCGGCGGAGCCUGGAGAACUGGGCGGCGAGCCACGGCCUGUCCUGCGCCGGCGCCGUGCGCGUGGAAGAAGGGUUCAUCAGGGAAGGGGACACGGCGAGCGUGAUCGGCGUGCUGAAGAAGCACCACGCCUGCGACAUCGUCGACGCGCCGGCCGGCGUGGUGGCCACCGGCUGCCAGCCGGCGAGGUGCAUGUUCCCGGUCCUCGUCGAGGGGCUGGUGCUCAUCGGGAGCGAUGACCCCGACGAGGCCGUGUACAUGGUCUAGCCGCUGACGCUGCUCUACUCAAGAUUUGUUAUUGCAAGGGUGGUUGGUCUCUUGUUGCAUUUCGCAGUUUCAGUGCUGACUGACCGACAGGCGACAGGGAGCGAGGAUGUUUUAUUAGCACCCUCGCGGCUUAUAUGCUUCCUGCACAGAAAGGUUUGCCUUACUCCGUAGCAGUACUAAUUAGUUGAUGGAGAUGAAAUGGUGUAAAUUAAAGUGGUAGUAUUUAUAGGCUUGCCGGUAGAGUGAAAGAAAGGGGUCCUUGCUGCUACGGUAGCAAGUUCUCUUUUCUGGAGCACAGCUUGGUCACUUUUUGGAUCAUGGCGUGCUUAAACCGUUGUAAUCUUUUGAGACAGGAACAUAGUUUUCACAUGUAAUCGAUUGGUAUUUUGCAUUAUGCUAUCUUUCAAAGGAGAGUUUCACAACCCUCA